Messenger RNA from Moesziomyces aphidis, 675 nucleotides. Lineage: Eukaryota; Fungi; Basidiomycota; Ustilaginomycetes; Ustilaginales; Ustilaginaceae. The record is from the annotation of a GenBank genome assembly.
AUGUCUACGCCAUCGACGGAUACGUUGUACUCGCAGUCGCCUCACUCCCCGAUCGACAAACGCGAAGCACGCCGCAAGCUCAAAGCACAGCAUCGCGCCGGACAGUACCUCGAUCCGACGUACGUGACCUGCCUCGUACUACUGCUUGCGCUUCUGUACUGGGUCCUGCCAAUUCCCGGAAUCUUCGAGCUUCUCUACCGACGACGACACUCGGCUUGCAGCUGCGAUCACACCGCUGCCGUGACUCAGAAACCGACCAUGCCUUGGCAAAAGCAGUUUACGCUCAGCUCGCGGAGCAAGGGCUGCCAUCUGGUGACCAACGAGAUCAUGCCCCACAUCGAGGAAGGACUCAAAGGGGUCAAGGUUGGCAUGCUCACGCUCUUCAUUCAGCACACCUCUGCUGCACUCAGCCUCAACGAGAACUUUGACAGAGAUGUCAGGACCGACAUGGACAUGGCAUUGGACCACAUUGUCCCAGAGUCACUUCCCUGGAAGCACACCGACGAGGGUCCUGAUGACUCGGCCUCUCACACCAAGGCCAGCCUGAUCGGACCAAGUAUCACAUUGCCGAUUACAGACGGACGUCUCAAUUUGGGGACCUGGCAAGGCCUGUAUCUGUGUGAGAUGCGCCGUAUCGCUCAUCGACGCAAGAUUGUCGCCACCAUUCUUCCCUAG